AGGCGGGGCGCUUUACACGGAAGCCUGCGGCGUCAGGUCUCAUCCUUCUCUGAUUUCCGGCAUUAGGCGACACUGGGAGGACCUGCGCCCUUUGGCCAAGACCCUGAGUGCCCACUAGAGGGUACCGGGACAGAUUGAAGUCAUGGCCAUUCUUUUUGCUGUUGUUGCCAGGGGAACUACUAUCCUUGCCAAACAUGCUUGGUGUGGAGGAAACUUCCUGGAGGUGACAGAGCAGAUUCUGGCUAAGAUACCCUCUGAAAAUAAUAAACUAACGUACUCACAUGGCAAUUAUUUGUUUCAUUACAUCUGCCAAGACAGGAUUGUGUAUCUUUGUAUCACUGAUGAUGAUUUUGAGCGUUCUCGAGCCUUCAGUUUUCUGAAUGAAGUAAAGAAGAGGUUCCAGACUACUUAUGGUUCAAGAGCACAGACUGCUCUUCCAUAUGCCAUGAAUAGCGAGUUCUCAAGUGUUUUGGCUGCACAACUGAAGCAUCACUCUGAAAAUAAAGGGCAAGACAGAGUGAUGGAGACUCAAGCACAAGUGGAUGAACUGAAAGGAAUCAUGGUCAGAAACAUAGAUUUGGUUGCUCAACGUGGAGAAAGAUUGGAAUUACUGAUAGAUAAAACAGAAAACCUUGUGGAUUCAUCUGUAACUUUCAAAACUACCAGCAGAAAUCUUGCUCGAGCCAUGUGUAUGAAGAAUAUCAAGCUUACUAUCAUCAUCAUCAUAGUAUCAAUUGUGUUCAUCUAUAUCAUUGUGUCACCUCUCUGUGGUGGGUUUACAUGGCCAAGCUGUGUGAAGAAAUAAGAAAGUUACCAUUAACCAAGGAUACAAGUGUAAAUGGAGAUAAAGGCAAUCCAUGUGACUCAGGCUUUUCACUAUUCUCAGAAAGUAUCUGCCAGUUUCUUUAAUCUUCUUUUCACUUUUUCUUGUUUUAAUAGAAUGAUAUGCCUCUAGAUUUAUUUUUGUCCUACCAUAUAGUUUAUUUUAAUGAACUUCAUAUUGAACCAUUAUUUACAGAAGCAUCUUUGAAAUAGCAUUUGUUUCUUUGGUCUGUUAAGUAAAACCUUCUACUUAGACAUUUUUGUUUUUAACACACAAAGCAUUUGCCAAGGUAGAAACCACCAAUCUUACAACCUAUCUGCUAAAACUGUCUAGGAAUUUUGUAUGUUCACACAAAAUUAUUGGGAGACAGAUUGUAUUGCUGACAUCUCAUCUUAGUCUCUUUUGUUAUGGGAGAGUUUUAGGUGCUUCAAAAUAAUAUAGAUAAUUUUGGGAAUUGUAAUAAAUUGUUGGUGCUGCUUAUAUCCAGCAACAUAUAAAUAUAUGUAUUUAGCUUUUUUUUUCCAGUAAGAUGGGAAACAUUUUCCUGGCCCAUUUGAAGCACAAUAAUUAUCCUUGUCCUCCCAGCAUUUACUUUCUUAAAUGAAGUUCAGUGCACUAUUUAAUCAUAUUGCAGAUAGUUUAAUACCUUCUGUUUCUCCAUUACAAAGUUGACUUGAGAAGAUGAAUUAAGUAAGUUGAAGAUUAUGGGUUUUACAUAUUAUUUUUUUAUUCUUUGCAUAAUUGGAACAAACAUGUUAAUAAAAUUCAUAACAGAGGAAAGGGGAGGCAAAUAUCACUGACUCAUCAAAGAGAAAGAAGAGAGCCACAGUAAAAGUACAAGCAUUUUAGCAUCACAGAAUGUGGUCAUGUGAGAAGUUGGGGGGUUUUUUUUGUUUGUUUGUUUUUUUGUUUUGUUUUGGUUUUGCUUUUUGGUUUUUUCCAUUCUGGGAAAAGCCCAAACCGAAUACAGCCAGAAGUCAACUCCAGGAUUUGGAUUUAACUUCUGUUGAAUAAUAGUUGGAACUUUCUUUAUGGUUUAACAAAAUCUUUAAUCUACCAAAUUUUGAAUAAUUGUAAAAUGUGAAAGAGAAUAGACAGUGUAAUGAUAUAGAAAUAAUAUAAAAUAUCUUAACAUACAUUUAUUGUAGAGUAAGAAAAUCUGAAUGUAAUGCUGCUUUAUCUACUCUGGCAUUGGUCAUUUAGUAGUUGGUGUCUAUCUGAAAUCAAGACAUUUUUGCCCUAGAUAUAAUCGCAUUUAUUUAUCCAUAGGUGAAAUUAAAUAGAAGUGGUAUCAUAUUUUACUCUUUUCUCAGUGAAACAGAAGAUUAGUGUUUUGAACUCAGCCAACUGUUUAGCCUAGUCAUGUGCCUUGAAUAUGUAUGUAUGUGUCCUAUAAUCAGAUUCUUGGUACCUCAUCUUCAACAUUCAUGCUGUUUAUUUGAUAUGCCUAAUGCACAUAGUAAAUCUUUUGUUAAUCAACAGUUCAUCAAGCAUAAAACAGUGUUCUUUCCAGACAUUUUAUGACCACUAAUUCAUUGUAAUUAUAUAAUUAUUUCCUAUUAGGAAAUACAUUCAUUCUCAAAAAAAAAAAUGGUAUUUCCAAGUAAUAAAAACUUCAAAAUUAUUUCCUUUUCUUAUACACACCUAAAUAAAGUUUAUGUGCAUGUUGUAGGGAUUAAGUGUUCAAUGCUCUAUUUAUGUAUAAGAAUGCUUUUUACAGCAUAUGUUUCAUUGUAAAUGAUGCACACAUUGAAGACAUUAAUAAAAGUUAAGAUUAAUACCUUGA
Messenger RNA from Peromyscus maniculatus bairdii (prairie deer mouse), 2609 nucleotides. RefSeq names its product vesicle associated membrane protein 7 (gene Vamp7). Gene Ontology annotation, cellular component: membrane; SNARE complex. Gene Ontology annotation, molecular function: SNAP receptor activity; SNARE binding. Gene Ontology annotation, biological process: exocytosis; endosome to lysosome transport; vesicle fusion. The record is from RefSeq and is a predicted model, not a curated record. NCBI's taxonomy places the organism in Eukaryota, Metazoa, Chordata, Mammalia, Rodentia, Cricetidae.